GGCUCCUGAGGCGGGCGAAGAGCAGAAGAGCGGGGGAUGCUGAGGGGAGCGGAAUGCGCGGGAGAGACGGGAAUUAGGCGCGCGAUGAUUGGCGUCAAGGGCCAUUGAGGCAUCGGUUUGAGGUCACAGGAUUGUUGUUUGGAGGUGAAAAUGGGGGAAAUAGAAGGUACUUACAGAGUAUUACAGACUCCAGGUUCUCGUUUGGGAGUCCAGAAAAACUCUGGAGUGAGUACGCUGGAACCAGGACAAAGCCUCUCCUCUGCCAUAGCAUCAGCACCAGCUAAAGCACAUGAGAGGGCUCUACAGAUCAAAAUAAAGCUUUUGGACAAUACUGUGGAGGUGCUUGAUAUCGAGUCAAAAUGUUAUGGCCAGAAACUGCUGACAGAAGUAUUUAAUCAUCUGAAUUUGGUUGAGUCUGACUACUUUGGGAUUGAGUUCCAGAAUACACAGUCAUAUUGGAUUUGGAUUGAGCCUAUGAAACCCACCAUUAAGCAGAUACGAAGACCAAAGAAUGCAAUGCUUCGUCUAGCUGUAAAAUUCUUUCCUCCUGAUCCUGGUCAGCUGCAAGAGGAGUAUACCAGGUAUCUAUUUGCAUUACAAAUCAAGAGAGACCUAGCAGAGGAACGCCUUACCUGCAAUGAUAACACAGCAGCACUCCUCAUAGCUCACCUUCUGCAGUCGGAGAUUGGAGACUUUGAUGAAUCAGGAGACCGAGAACACCUUAAAAAUAAUCAGUAUUUUCCAAACCAGGACAGACUGCAAGCAAAAAUACUUGAAUUUCACAGGAAACACAUUGGCCAAACUCCUGCUGAAUCAGAUUUCCAAGUACUUGAAAUAGCUCGGAAGUUAGAGAUGUAUGGCAUGAGGUUUCACUUGGCUUCUGACCGUGAGGGGACAAAAAUUAACUUGGCUGUUUCACAUUUGGGUGUUCUGGUAUUUCAGGGUAAUACAAAAAUCAAUACUUUUAACUGGUCCAAAAUCCGAAAAAUAAGCUUCAAGAGAAAACGAUUCCUGAUUAAGCUUCACCCAGAGGUUCAUGGCCCAUAUCAGGAUACUCUGGAAUUUCUUUUAGGAAGUAGAGAUGAAUGCAAGAACUUCUGGAAAAUAUGUGUUGAGUAUCACACUUUCUUCAGGUUAUUUGAUCAGCCAAAACCAAAGUCAAAAGCAGUCUUCUUCAGCAGAGGAUCGUCUUUCAGAUACAGUGGGCGUACACAGAAACAAUUAGUGGAUUAUGUUAAAGAGAGUGGGUUGAAAAAAAUUCCAUAUGAAAGGAGGCACAGCAAAACCAGAAUGUCUGCUCACACCUUGAAUGCUGAUGCAGCUAAACAAAGUCUCUCGUUUACAGAUGGGGUAAGAACCCCUGGGUUUAAUACAUGUACAUAUGCCUCCUUACAUUCGGAUAAUGUAAUGUCCACAAAUGUUGCCAGCUUGCCCGCUUUCACAGACAGAAAUCCUUACUUUUUGGAGCCCAGAAUGUCACAUACAAGGAGCUUGUCAGCAGGAGGAAAUAGUGGAAUAUCAGAAGAAACUGGGAAGAAUGUGAUACAGGAGCCUGGAUCACCAGUUCUCCAGUCAUUCCAAGGUACUCAGCUGGCUUCUUUUAAAAUGAAGAGUCCAAUGACCUUAAAUCCCCCAUUUCAAGUGAAUAUGAAUAUAUCUGGCCAGGGCUCAUCUCCUCUUUUGAGUCCUGUUCUGAGUGAUGUUGGUGGUGCCAGAGUAGAGGAAGAGGAUGAAACAAAGCGGAAGAGAUAUCCAACAGACAAAGCAUAUUUCAUUGCAAAGGAAAUUCUUGCUACUGAACGAACUUAUUUGAAGGACCUAGAAGUACUAACUGUAUGGUUCCGCAGUGCAGUUGUUAAGGAGAAUGCCAUGCCAGAAGGACUCAUGUCCUUGUUCUUCUCUAAUAUAGACCCUAUCUAUGAGUUUCACAGUGGUUUCCUGAAAGAGCUUGAGCAGCGUGUAGCACUCUGGGAGGGACGUUCCAGUGCUUCUGCAAAAGGAGAUUAUCAACGGAUUGGCGAUGUCAUGCUGAAAAACAUGCACACACUAAAGGAGUUUACCAGCUACCUGCAGAAGCAUGAUGAAGUCUUAACCGAAUUAGAGAAAGCAACUAAGCGUAUUAAGAAACUGGAAAUGGUUUAUAAGGAAUUUGAACUCCAGAAAGUUUGUUAUUUGCCACUCAACACUUUCCUACUCAAACCCAUUCAGAGGUUAAUGCACUACAAACUGAUCUUGGGGAGACUUUGCAAGCACUACACGCCAGAUCACCGGGACUAUGCAGACUGCAGAAAUGCACUGAAGGAAAUCACAGAAAUGACAUCACAUCUUCAAAAUAGCCUGAUCCGUUUGGAAAAUUUCCAGAAGUUGACAGAAUUACAGCAUGACCUGCUUGGCAUUGAUAACCUUGUUGCAGCUGGCAGAGAAUUUAUCCGGGAAGGUUGCUUAUACAAGCUAACAAAAAAGGGUUUACAGCAAAGGAUGUUCUUUCUGUUUUCAGAUAUGUUGCUCUACACAAGCAAAGGAGUAACAGGAACAAAUCAGUUCAAAAUUCAUGGUCAUCUUCCUCUGCAUGGAAUGCUGGUGGAAGAGAGUGAAAAUGAAUGGUCUGUACCUCAUUGCUUUACAAUCUAUUCGGCUCAGAAGACCAUAGUGGUGGCAGCGAGCACUCGCCUGGAAAGGGGAAGGGGAUGGAAGUCUGAACAUGGCAAUUGAAAUGGCCAAGAAAAAUCACUGAGAGAAAUCAGAUAUGUUUCUGGAAAAUUCCCUCUGCAAUCGUUCUAAACAUUUUCUACUCCCUUGCUGUUUCUCCAGAACUUCCUCCUCGCUAUUUGCUGGGCCAGACCCAGCGGCCCAACACUAUCACCCAUGUUUGCUGGUACCGCAAUCAAAGCCUAUCAUUGUCUGAUUAUCUGUGCAUGAUUCAGAACCAGCUGUCAGGAUAUCUACUGAGGAAAUUCAAAAACAGCAACGGAUGGCAGAAAUUAUGGGUGGUUUUCACAAACUUCUGUCUGUUCUUCUACAAAACACACCAG
Messenger RNA from Sceloporus undulatus (fence lizard), 3032 nucleotides. It is a transcript of the gene FARP2, whose product is annotated as FERM, ARH/RhoGEF and pleckstrin domain protein 2. Gene Ontology annotation, cellular component: cytoskeleton. Gene Ontology annotation, molecular function: guanyl-nucleotide exchange factor activity. The record is from RefSeq and is a predicted model, not a curated record. Lineage: Eukaryota; Metazoa; Chordata; Lepidosauria; Squamata; Phrynosomatidae. The coding region runs from base 151 to 2712 and encodes 853 amino acids. The transcript has 25 exons.